AUGUAUAUGCCGUUUCCAUCGAUGUAUAUGCCAUAUAAUUAUCCACCGUAUUAUUAUGGAAAUAUGAAUUCGAAUCCCUAUAUGAGUCAACCACAUCAACAAUAUCAGUACUAUCCUCCUCAUCCUCAGCAGCCUUACCUUCCAUUACCUCCACUUUCACAGCAACAACAACAACAAUAUCAGUCGCAAUAUGGACCACCGUACUUAUUCCCGCCUCAAAGACCACCUUUACUUUAUCAGACUCCUCCUCCUCCUCCGCCUCCACUAUCAUCACAGCAAAACGAAUCACCACGAAAUACUGAUUUAAAUAUUCGAGAAUGUGAGUCGCCAAAAAGUACGACAAGCACAAUAGUACCAUUGACAGUAUUACCAAAUCACAGUCAUUCACAAUCAUCGGGAGUCGAUCUUGAGGACAAAUCAAUGAAAUUCAUUCAGAAAACGCUAAACAUUGCGUUUAAUAAUAUGAGUAAUAGUACUAGUAAUAUUGAUGAUUUGCUAUCAACAGCAUUAGAAAAGCUUGAUAUAAAGCACAAUAUGUCUACUAGUUUGUCGUCAACAAAAACUGGGAUUGUUCUCGCCAAAAAUUCUCAAUAUUUAACAAAUCGUUCGACACAAACAAUUUCUCACGAUAAUAAUGAUUUAUUGUUAGAAUAUGCUGCAAAAUGUUGUAAAAGUGUUCAAAAUUUAUUAGAAAAUUACACAUGUUUAUUAAAGGAAGGAUUAUCUAUUACAGAUUCAUUAAAACGUUUGGCAGCAACUGGUGAUGCUUUGUAUCAUACAUCAACAAUGCUAAAUCAUCUUAUAAGAACGCGGGAAAAUUUAAAUAUUAUAGAGGAAAAUUUCGGUACAGAUAUACCAUUCAGCACGGAAUUAAUUAAUGAAUAUCGCCUGAGAAAACAGAGUAAAACUCCAAUUACAACAGCAACAAUAUUACCACAUCUGGCUAAGACAUCGGUGAACGUUAUUAAAUCUUCUUUGGUACCUACAAUCUCACAAACACCUCAACAAUCAAUCACACAUUCAUCUCUUUCUUAUGAAUCAAGAGAGUCAGAGCUAAAACAUAUAUCAUUUUCACUUAGAGAAAUUUAUCCACCAUCAUCAAAAUAA
This is a messenger RNA of Didymodactylos carnosus, 1107 nucleotides long. The record is from the annotation of a GenBank genome assembly. NCBI's taxonomy places the organism in Eukaryota, Metazoa, Rotifera, Eurotatoria, Philodinida, Philodinidae.